CUGGGCAAUGCGGGUUACUGCUCAGGGAUGUCCAGCAACUGUCCAUUCAGAGCCUGGAUCCUGGAUCAUGUGACCGAGCAGCCAAGGGAAGGCCUGAACAGCAAUAACCAAUAUGGAGGCGUCUCCGUUCAGCUUCACGCCGGAGAGGUACUGGACGGAGGAGAAGGAAAGGGAGCUCAUAACAUUUUUCUCCAAGCACAGCUGUCUGUGGAACCACAAGUCAGAGAGCUACAAGAACCGACAGCUGCGAUGGAAAACUCUGGAGCGCCUCAGGGUCCUCCUGUCAUCUCACCCUCCCCCUGUUCGUUUCUCAGUGGAAGACAUAAAGAACAAGUUCAAAAACCUGCGCACCACCUUUCAGCGUCAGUACAAAAUGGUAAAGGCGAGCAAGCAGUGCAGGUCGGAGGACGAGUUCAUACCGCAGUGGAAGCACUACCAUCAGCUGAUGUUCCUGCAGGGCUGCUGGGACCGGGAUGACGGCCCAGAUGACCCGUCUCUCUCACCACUGAUUACUCCACAGGAAGAGAGCCAGCCUGUCCACGGCUCCCCUGGGCUGAUCAUCUCCUUCCUCCCCAGCCCGUCCACCUCCUCUCCAUCCUCUGGCGUCCUCUCCAACUCGAUGGUUAAAUGUUACUGGACUGAAGAGAGGGAGCGUGCACUGAUAGCUUUCUACUCUGAGCAUAACUGUCUGUGGAACAAGAGGUCUGAAAACCACAACAACCGUCAGCUCAGAUUGAGGCUGCUGGAGAGUCUGAGGAGCCAGCUGUCCGACCAAUCAGUGACCUUCUCAGUUGAAGACUUAAAGUGCAAGUUCAAGAACCUGCGGACGGUUUUCAACCGUGAAUACAAGGUAGUGCAGGCGAGCAGGACGUCUGACAAACCGUAUGUGUCCAAAUGGAAACACUACCAGCAGAUGCUCUUCCUCUGCGAGUACUGUGACGAAGACAACAGCACAGAUGACCUGCAGAUACUGAUGCCACAGGAAGACAAGGAUCUAGAACACGGAAACCAAACGCCCUCCUCCACCCUGAGCAGCUUCUCCUCCAGUUCCACCCAAGCCAACAGCAAGUUCAACAACCCCUCCGAUGCCAAAACCAACACCAGCGCUGCUUACCAAAUCUUCAUCUCCACCUCUCCUGAUAAUCUUAAACUAUUAAACAGAACAGCUGCUCCCACACUCCGCACCUCUCCAUCCACUUCACCACUUGACCUCAAACCAUGCACCAACCCUUCCCCACUGAAUUUCUCAACAUGCGGUUCAGUUCAGCCAGACAGCAGACUGAGUGCCGAGUCCCGCUGCCACUGGAACGAGACCAAAGUUCAGCAGCUCAUAUCGUUUUACUCUGAGCACAGCUGUCUGUGGAACCACAAGUCAGAGAGCUACAGGAACCGUCUGCUGAGACAGAGUCUGCUGGAGACGCUGAGCAGCAUCUUGUCUGACAAUGAGCCAGUCCCAUUCACAGUGGAAGACAUAAAAACAAAGUUCAGGAACUUGCGAACCAUCUUCCAACGUGAACACAAGUCGGUGAGCUCCAACAAAACAUGUGGCUCGGAGGACUUUUACCUUCCAAAGUGGAAACACUACCGUGAGCUCAUGUUCCUCUGUGACUCCUGCGACGAGGAUGAGCGACCUGAAGACCUUCACUUCCAGGAACCACAAGAGACCGGCCUCCUCCGCCUGGACUGCCAAGCCCCUCCCUCCUCUCUACAUUACCACACCGCCAUCCAACCUUCUACCAAAGUGAAUGUGGCAUCACGGAGCCUCGAAGCACCUCCCUCACCUACUCCCCCAGACUCCCAGCGCUCCUCCCCCUCCUCCUCCCCCUCCACAUCCUCCUCUCACACUGACAGCAGGGUGUCGGGACGCAAGCGGACGAGCCGGUGCCUGCCAUCACCAGCCUCCGGUGAGAUGCUGGACUUCAUGAGGACGUUCUGUCAAAGUCAGACAGUGUCGCCACACGCAGGAUUCCUCAAGUACGUGGAGGAGUGUCUGAAUGAGACGCCACCAGACAAAGUGAAAAAACUAAAAAAGAAGAUAAUCGACACGAUCCACAGCGUGGACGAGGAGCUUUAGUCUUUGACAGUUUGUGAAGCUCAAGUCAGUCUCACUGGUUUCCCUUCCUCAGAGCUAUGAGCGCAUUUAUCACCAGUUGUUGUCAAAAAAGUCUGCAAUCCACCCAGAAUCUUCCCAUAAAGCCUUCCUCAUCAUUUUCCAUAGCAGAGCUGCAGGUUAGCUGUGAAGACAGCGAAGACGCCACACCUUCCCCAGCAUCGCCUUUACUGUUGUGCAUAGUGAAGUAGUUGUGAACUGUGAAACAGCACCUUAAAAUCACAGAAACAAUGUUUGCAGGGCAGACUACAGCGUGAGUGAACGAUCAUACAGAAAUGACCAGCAUCAAACAUCACCUUUAAAAUUCCACCACAAUCUUUCCAGAAUGUCGUUCACAGAAAUCAAGACUCAUAUAAUACUAAGACUAAUAAUAACGGUCUGUCCUAAUGCACACAAAUGUACAUUUAACCCACGCUCGAUGCUCACACUUACUGUUACAAAACCGUAUUAAGAGCAGAAUGUAUCCCACAGUGCACCAGUCUGCUGCACCACACCUGUCAGGUUGUAGCAGUGUGCUACGCAUGAAGAAAUUUAAGUUCAUAACAUGAUGCAUGAUGUUAUUCAUGUCCAGAGUUAUGGCAGAACAUCUCUCAGAAAAAGACUUUUUAUUGCAGGUCAUGUCAGACAGAAAUGAAUGCUGUUACAUGUUUAGAAGGUCUGAAUGCUAACAUUAGCAUGCAGUGUUAGACACUACAAUAUUAACUUGCCAAAGGUAGCACCUUAAUGCAAAACAAUAAGGUUAUAAUAGUCAAUAGUUAUAGAUUCAUGAAACAAAGUUACAGGAUCACCAAAGUCACAAAACGAGCUUAAUUCACUACGUCCAGAGUACUGUGCUGUCACAUUCCAAAAUAACACACACUUUCUAUAAACGUAUUUUUUACGUUGACAUUGCUAAUUUCCACCAAGAAAUCUAGAUUUCUGUGGAGCUCAAAUGAAAAUCAUCUUCAGCUGCCUGAUGAUCGACUACCAGCCUGCACUGAAAGUCACAAACAUCCAGCGUUGUGGUGAAAGUUAGAUUUGAGCUGGAUGCUUGGACGCAUUGAGAUGAAAGCCUCAUCUCACUUUUAUAUAUAAGUGCUGAAAUUCCGAAUGGUCAAACAGAAAUCUUUGACAUGUUAACGUACCUCUUUAUUUAUUUUAGCUGUAGCACUUAUGGAGGAGAUCUAAAGUGUCACCAAAACGACUGUGCACAUGUUGAAUUGGAAGGCCUGCACUAUCACUAUGAACUGAUCCUGUAGAAUUGUAAUCAAUGUACGUUAAAUUGUCUUUAUUAUUUAACAUGUUAUGAUGUUAAUGGGCAAUUAUAACAAUGAUAUAAGUACUGUAACUUCAAUAUAAGUAUGAAAAUAUCUUUCUCUGAUGGUCAACUUGUCGAGGUUUUGUUACAAUUUAAGUUUCUGUCUUAAAAAUAUUUAAAGUUUAUACUCUUUGAAAAGAAAUCUAUGCAUGUAAAGACUUUUAACUAUUUCUUCUUCAGUGUUAAACAUUUGGGUUUCGGUUACAUCCAAUUUUUUUUUAAGCAAUAAUGGUUAUUUCUUAGCACCAGCUAUGAUUGAUGUUUUUUAAACAUGUUUUUUGAAUUGCACAUUUAUAUACGAAUGAUUUCUAUCUGUCUUUGUUUGGUGUUUGCACACGUUCGUUUAAAUUGUGCCUUACUAUUAUAACAGUAAUUGUAUUACGAGUAAAUGUGGAGGAAUCUGUCUUCUCAACUUUGGACUUCAUGUAUUAUUGAAUUAAAUGUGCAUGCAUAAAUUCUAAGGACAA
Molecule: messenger RNA, 3874 nt
Organism: Larimichthys crocea (large yellow croaker)
Lineage: Eukaryota; Metazoa; Chordata; Actinopteri; Sciaenidae
Exons: 7
Coding region: 113-2074 (653 amino acids)
Source: RefSeq, a predicted model, not a curated record